AUGGAAGGAUUAGAUAAGGCCAGGUUUGCUAGAUUGGCAGUGAAGCUUGAUCUUACAAAGCCUCUAGUCUCAAAAUUAAGGCUCGAUGGGAUUACCCAGUAUGUAGAAUAUGAAGGACUACCUACCAUCUGCUACCAAUGCGGCAGAUAUGGACACUUAGAAGCCACAUGCCCGCUUAAGCUGCAGGCCUCCAAUCCUGAAACUUCAGUUCAUGCUGAACAGGAGAUCAGUCCGAAGAAUUCUGCUGUGAAUGUUCAGACCUCGCCGAUAGCAGUAGAAGGCCAAGCACGUGCCGUUCAGGCGCGUGAGAGUAACAUGUUUGGUGCUUGGAUGAAGGCGCCAACCCGCAACUGGCGAAGCCGGAAUCCGUGCCGAUCUACAGAUAACAACUCCAUGCCUGGUGACAGUGGUAGAAAUAGGUUCAAUAUUUUAGCUACCCCCGAGAUGUCAGAGGAACAGGAAGAAGGAAAUAAUCGUACAGAAAGCCCUGAUGUAAGGAUGUCAGUCUCAUCUGCUGGUCAAGUAAACAGGAACACAAGGAAGGAUCCCCCACGAAGGCAACGAUUUCUAGAGGACCGAAGCAAGCAAAAGGACUGA
Messenger RNA from Neltuma alba, 597 nucleotides. RefSeq lists its product as uncharacterized. The record is from RefSeq and is a predicted model, not a curated record. Lineage: Eukaryota; Viridiplantae; Streptophyta; Magnoliopsida; Fabales; Fabaceae. Bases 1 to 597 code for a protein of 198 amino acids. Gene Ontology annotation, molecular function: zinc ion binding; nucleic acid binding. The transcript has a single exon.